AUGCCAAAAGCACCGGUGACUUCUUCCAGACGCGUUAGAUUCACGCCUUUUGCUAGCAGUGUAUCGCCUAGCAGUGGUGAGGAUAGUAGUGCGCCAGUUGCAGCUUCAGGCCAUGUGCGGCGCCGAUCGGACGAUGGGCGCGAUAGAUCGAGUCGAUCGAGAGCGGAAUCUAAUCAUGAGAUUGACCCCGUGAUUGAGAUUGAAGAUCUAGAGGACUACGAGAAUGAACGACGAUCUCCGGAUUUGGAAGAGUCUCCGCCCCCGCCUCCUACGGUAACGCAUUUGUUUAUCAAUAAUAAGCGUGUAAUGUCGAGGGCGAAGAAUUGGGGGAGUGUUUUGGACCCGGUGUCGCAGCGAUUGCUGUGCAGAGUGCCGACAAGCACACUUUUCGAGGUCCAGAGUGCAGUCGAUGCCGCGGAGGAUGCGCAGCCAGAAUGGGCAGCGCUGGGAUUUCAAACGAGAAGAGAACAUCUUCUGAGGCUAAUUGAUGUGCUGAGAGAAAUGUCUCCUGAGAUUGUAACCUGCCUAUCUCGAGAAGUAGGCAAAACGCUGGCGGAUGCAGACGCAGAGGUCUUCCGGGGAUUAGACUGUAUCCACGCCGCAUGUUCAGUUGGCCCUGAGAUGGCGGGCAUGUACCUCAACGACGUCACCUUGCUGCAAACCUUCUAUGAGCCGAUCGGAGUCUGCGUGACGAUCACCCCCUUCACCUUCCCGUUCAUGAUCCCUCUCUGGUCACUCCCGUAUGCGCUGAUAACGGGAAACACGACCAUCCUCAAACCAUCUGAACGAGCACCAACCACUUCAUCGCUUCUUGCAGAGGCUUUCCUCAGAACUGGAUUCCCGCCCGGUGUCUUCAAUGUUCUCCACGGCGGCCCAUCAACAGCAAUUCAGCUAAUCAACCAACCCUCUGUCCAAGCUAUCAACUUUGUUGGCUCUGAAACCGCAGCUAAGCAAGUGCACGAUACUGCCAGAUCUCUCGGGAAACGCGUCCAGGCCGAAUGUGGCGGGAAGAAUCACGGCGUGGUCCUCGAAGACGCAAAUAUGAUGCCAACCCUGUUUGCGAUCGCGGGAAGUGCAUUUGGCGCUGCAGGUCAGCGGUGCAUGGCUUUGAGUGUCGCUGUUUUUGUGGGGAGCACUAGAGAAUGGAUUCCGAAAUUGACCGAGUUGGCGAAGUCGAUGGUUGUUGGUUGUGGAGGGGAUCAGGAAUCGAAGAUCGGGCCGUUAAUCGACCAGGCGGCCAAGAAGCGAGUAGAUGCAAUCAUCCAGCGGGCAGUUGAGGAGAGGGCCACGGUUUUGCUGGACGGCCGAGAUGUGCAAGUGCCGGAUUAUCCGGAUGGCAAUUUCAUGGGUCCGACGAUUCUCACUGGAGUGGAGACAUAUAUGGAGUGCUAUCAGAUGGAGAUAUUUGGACCGGUGCUGAUAUGCAUGGAGGUUGAUACGCUGGAUGAAGCUAUUGAACUGAUCAAUCACAAUAAAUAUGGAAAUGGAUGCUCUAUCUUCACGACGAGUGGAAAACAUGCCAAUACGUUCCAGCGAAGGGUCAAUGUCGGCCAGAUUGGGGUUAAUAUCCCGUUGAUAGCGCCAUAUGGAACCGCCGUCCGCACAAGCAAUAAGGACUCUUUCCUCGGUGAUCGCCAUGCUCCUGGUAAAGCAUACUGGCCUUUUUUUACUGCAACGAAAACCGUGUCCUCAAGGUGGGAUCAAUAA
Aspergillus melleus is the source of this 1707-nucleotide messenger RNA. RefSeq lists its product as uncharacterized. Bases 1 to 1707 code for a protein of 568 amino acids. NCBI's taxonomy places the organism in Eukaryota, Fungi, Ascomycota, Eurotiomycetes, Eurotiales, Aspergillaceae. Gene Ontology annotation, molecular function: methylmalonate-semialdehyde dehydrogenase (acylating, NAD+) activity; malonate-semialdehyde dehydrogenase (acetylating, [NAD(P)+]) activity. The record is from RefSeq and is a predicted model, not a curated record. The transcript has 7 exons. Gene Ontology annotation, biological process: thymine catabolic process; L-valine catabolic process. Gene Ontology annotation, cellular component: mitochondrion.